Messenger RNA from Lolium rigidum, 1668 nucleotides. Its product is annotated as telomerase Cajal body protein 1-like. The coding region runs from base 1 to 1275 and encodes 424 amino acids. The record is from RefSeq and is a predicted model, not a curated record. Gene Ontology annotation, molecular function: protein binding. NCBI's taxonomy places the organism in Eukaryota, Viridiplantae, Streptophyta, Magnoliopsida, Poales, Poaceae. The transcript is spliced from 13 exons.
AUGGAAGCGGCGGAGGAGCAAGCGGCGGCCGCGCCGGUGGCCGCCGACUGCGCGAUGGAGGAGGACGCGUCUGCGGAGGUCGCGACUUCCGCGGCGGCGGGGGAGGAGGAUGAUGCUGCUGCUCUUGCGGCGGCGGAAGCGGCGUACUCAUGGCCCGAGCUCAGCUUCGAUCUCCCGCCGCGCCGCCUCCACCACUUCGCCGACCAGUUCCGCGCCCCGCGCUCCCCCGCCGACAACUUCCUCAAGGGCGUCAAGUGGUCCCCCGACGGCUCCUCCUUCCUCACCAGCUCCGACGACAACUCGCUCCGCCUCUUCUACCUGCCGGAGGACGCGUACAGUGCGGACACUGCUGCCGAGGCCGCCGUCGGAGCCCAAGAUUCCUAUGGUGCGAGCCUCCAGGUGAACGAGGGCGAGCCUGUGUACGACUUCUGCUGGUACCCUUACAUGUCGGUGUCCGAUCCAGCCACCUGUGUGUUUGCGAGCACUAGUCGUGACCAUCCGAUACACCUCUGGGACGCCGCCACGGGAGAGCUUCGUUGCACUUACAGAGCAUAUGACGCCAUGGAUGAGAUAACAGCUGCGCUUUCGAUAUCAUUUAAUUCUACAGGAUCUAAGCUCUUUGCUGGAUACAACAAAUCAAUUAGAGUGUUUGAUGUUCAUAGGCCCGGUAGAGAUUUUGAGGAAUACUCUUUGGCUAAAGGCGGUGAAGGGCCUACUGGUAUAGUAUCUUCAAUCUCAUUCUCUCCUCAGAAUGGGAUGCUUGCAGUUGGCUCGUAUAGCCAGACAACAGCUGUUUAUGCAGAGAGUAACAUGGAGCCAUUGUAUGUCUUACAUGGCCAGCUUGGGGGUGUUACACAGGUACUUUUUUCGAAAGAUGGAAAUUAUUUAUAUACUGGAGGGCGGAAGGAUCCAUACAUAUUAUGUUGGGAUAUUCGGAACACUGUGGACAUUGUUUACAAGUUGUACAGAUCGUGUGACACAACUAAUCAAAGGGUACAAUUUGAUAUCGAGCCAUGUGGCAAGCAUCUUGCCACUGGUGGGCAGGAUGGCAUGGUCCAUAUUUAUGACCUUCAAGGUGGCCAAUGGGUAACAGGCUUCCAAGCAGCUGCUGAUACUGUCAAUGGCUUCUCUUUUCAUCCAUACCUUCCUCUUGCUACAACAUCGUCUGGGCACAGAAGGUUUGGCAUGGAAGAUGAAUCCGAAGAGGAAUCAAGCUUGUCAGGUGAUGAAAACUGCUGCUCUGUCUGGAAGUUUUCCUGCUCUCAAGAAACUUGAAAGCUCAUCAAGCCCUGAGCAGUCAAGACGUCAAGUGAAGAUUUUGGGCUACAUUUGUAAAGAUGGUGCACUGAGAUUUGGCUAGCUGGUGAUCGUAAUUUACUGAGUCUGGAUGAACAUAAAUUAUUGACUGGCAGUAGUUCAGCAACCCAUGGAUGCAGACCACUAAAACGGUGUGCUAAUGAUCAGUGUACAGAUGAGUUAUUAGAGAAUUCAACGAUGUCCUGUUCCGGGCUGAGAAAUUGCCGUGCUAGGUAAAACUAACAAAUUGAGCUGGCAAGAGAAGCUGCAAACCAUGAUAGGAGCUAAUUUUAUAUCAAGAGAUGUAUCGAUGAGAUUUUGCCUGUAAAAACACCUUGUAUGUGGUCGAUGAAGAGAACAUAUCUGGUACUA